Messenger RNA from Zootoca vivipara (common lizard), 1653 nucleotides. RefSeq names its product whey acidic protein. Gene Ontology annotation, molecular function: serine-type endopeptidase inhibitor activity. NCBI's taxonomy places the organism in Eukaryota, Metazoa, Chordata, Lepidosauria, Squamata, Lacertidae. Gene Ontology annotation, cellular component: extracellular region. Gene Ontology annotation, biological process: innate immune response; antibacterial humoral response. The record is from RefSeq and is a predicted model, not a curated record.
GGGCUACACCUGUGGGCCAAUUAUAUUGUGGAUUGACUUUUGCCUGCAGCCUGAUUGGCUGCUCCUACAGGCCAAUCAGGUAGCAGAUUCACUUCUGCCCGCCGCCUGAUUGGCUGCUCCAGCAGGCCAAUCAGGUUGCGGAUUCACUUCCACCUGGAGUUGGAUUGGGUAGCUCCCGCUGAAUCUGAAUCCUAUUGUUCUAGGAUUCAGCUCAGUACAUAACAGAAACACAGUGGAACUGGGAGAGGCAGCCAUCUUCUCCUUCACACCUUGGGCUGGGCCUGAAUGGGGGAUUAAUGGACCAACGGCCUUCUGCCCCCUUGCACCUUCCCUGGGGGUGGGGUGGGGGUGCCCACCCUCAAAAUGCAGAGCCCAGGACUGGCAGGGAGAGGACCUGGAUCGUGCUCACACCCAGCCUCUUGGGUGCUCGAUCUUCUUUCUCCCCAUCUCUCUUGCUUGCAGGGAAGGACGGAUUCUGCCCCGCCUCCCCCAAUGGGCUGUAUGACCCCCCCUGCAAGGUGGACUGCGAAGCGGACAGCGAGUGCACCGGGGGAAAGAAGUGCUGUGAAUUAGCCUGCAAACACGUCUGCCUGCCUGCCAGCAAAGAGAAGCCCGGGAUCUGCCCGCCAUCGCCGAUGAGGAAGCUCCAGGCGCCUUUGGUGUGCAGCACUUCCUGCAUGGACGACGCCAGCUGUCCCAGGGCGCAGAAGUGCUGUGACUCAGGCUGUGGAGGCCGAGUGUGCAGGAUGCCUAUUGAAGAGAAGCCUGGGAAAUGCCCCCUGGUGCAACGGAAGACGCCCUCGGGAGGAAGAGGAGGAGAGCUGUGCAGCAACGCCUGCGUCCACGACUGGCAGUGCAAAGAGGAUCAGAAGUGCUGCUUCUCGGGCUUCUCCAUGCAAUGCACCAAUGUCCCCCAAGGUGCCAAGGCAGGAGGGGGCAGGCCAGGGUCCCCUGCAUCCAGCACCUCCUAAAGGAGGACUCCGAGGAGGACUGUUGGGUCUGGCCGUGGACUUGAAGACUUUCCGUCCGGAACACAGUAUUGGGGGGGGGGGCUUCUGCAGGAGAGAGUCCCAGGAGGGUCCCCAAGAAACCAGUGCAGCCAUUUAGGGUGCAUUAUCUUCCAGAUGGGGUGCUGCCCCCCUCUGGCCUCCUGUGGUACUGCUUCUGGCAUGCCCUUUCCCCUUCCCAGACUGUCCCAGCUAGGCUUACUUUAACCAGGGGCAAAACCAGACUUUGUUUCACCCGAUUCAAAGACCCAGUUUGGCACACACUCCCAUGCACACACAGGCUGGGAGCCUCAUUGGCGUCCCUCUGUCUGGAGGCUUCACUGGGGCAAAAUACCCAGCUGCUCACACCUCCCUUCCACAGGCAAAGACUAAAUCUCACACUGGAGGGGGAAGGUGGAGUUCACCCUGUCCACAGAGAUGGAGGCUUCCGCAGUCCAUUAGCAGAGGAGGAGGGCGGAAUCCGGAGCCCAAAGCACAGCUCAGAGCAAGCCACCCUCUCCAAGCAUGCAAAGGAAGAGCCAGUAAACAAUCCUAAAAUGCUGCUGGCUCCCUUUGGCCAGCGACCCCCUGAAACCAGGUGCCAUGUGAGAAUCUGUAUGGAUGUUUAGCUCUGUAUAUGUGUUGGGCAUUAAUAAAAAGAACCUGC